CCAGCAGCACUCAUUCUGCACUAUCAAACUAACCUAACGACUUCAUCAUUCCGUUUACCUCGACCGCCACAGGUAUUCAGGCGUUUUUCCCGGAAAAGCUAGACCGUUAUACGAUUUCCGUUUUCAUUAGAGGCAGACUUCGGGCGAAUUACUUAGGCCGAGCCAUUGUCAACUUCGAGCUCGUUCGUUCGUUCGUUUCCAUUCAUUCACCUCUACGCCUUAACAGUAACCCGACAUCGCGAUCGCAACCUAAUAUUAUUACGCAUCAAUCUCUACCGGACGGCGAAUAAAAUACGAUCGAUUUAAUCCUUCCCGUACCAACUUUCUUUUUCUCUAGACGAGUCAAGUUUCGCUGCGCUCCCAAGAUGGACGAGGAGGUAGAGCAGUUUAUGAACAUAACCGGCGUCGCAGCCGAGCAUGUAGCUCGCGGCUACCUCGAGAUAUCCGGUGGCGACCCGAUGCAAGCUAUUCAACUCUUUUUUGAGAAUCCCGAACUAGAGGCAAGCUUCAACGCGCCAGCUGCUUCCACCUCUGCCCCGACGAGACAGCCACCCGCCGCCACAACAUCAAGUCAAAGUUUCACCGGUCGCGAAGAUUCCCGAGGCGUCAUUCACAUAGAUUCUGAUGACGACGAUGAUGUUCAGAUGGGUGAUAACGACUUUGAUGACGAUGACGAUGUCGCGGCCAUAGCAAGAAACGCACAAGAGGAAGAGGAUGCAGCUAUGGCGAGACGAUUACAAGAGGAGAUGUAUUCCGAGAAUCAUACGGCUGGAGGGGACGGAGUGCGAGCUCCUAUCGCGCAAACGACAGAGACUCUCGCUGCGCCCGACCCAUCCUGGGGUUUAGAUGACGACCGAGAAGCUGCUGUAAUGGAACAACUGCGACGACGACAACGAGCACAGGGUGGAAGUACAAAUCCUUUCAACCAGUCAUCGGUCGACUGGUUCGACGUCGAGGACGGCACAGGCGCAAGCGCAAGCCCAAGAUCACGAUUCCCGGCAGCCACGGGCGCUCCAGACAGCACAACGCGAAGAUUACGAGAUCUAUUUGCACCCCCAACUGGCCUGAUUAGUCGUAUGCCAUUGGAUGCCGCAAGAGAUGUAGGGAAAGAAGAGAAGAAAUGGAUCCUCGUGAACCUCCAGAAGCUGGACGACUUCAGAUGUCAGAUUUUAAACCGAGACCACUGGAAGAACGAGAACAUCGUCUCCUUAGUGCGCGAGCACUUCAUCUUCUUACAAUACACCCUAGACGACCCCUUAUCCCAGUCGUACACGACAUUCUAUUUCCACAACCAGGCCCACGAAGACGAGAAUAACUACCCGCAUGUUUCGAUCAUCGAUCCUCGUACCGGAGAACAGGUCAAGGUGUGGUCAGGAGACUCGUUCCCUUCUCCAGGAGAGUUCCACCAAGACUUAGUUGAAUUUCUCGACCGCUACAGCUUAGAGGCCAAUAGCAAGAAUCCUGUAGUCAAGACGAAACCGAAGGCAAAGCCCAAGGAUAUUGGCCGCAUGACUGAAGAAGAGAUGCUUGAGAUGGCUCUUAAAAACAGUCUCGACGAAGAUGGAGGCCCAUCGGGACCCAGUGUUCUGGACCCAGAUGCUCUUACGAAGUCAAAUCCAGACAUUGGAAAAGGCAAGGGCAAGGCCGUCGAAGAGCCCGCUGACCUGGCCGGUGGCGCAGCUCAAACAGAAGAUGCGGCUGGAUCAGCAUUCGCUCAAAUAUCAUCAACCAACCCUCACGUGGAACCUGACCAUAACCCAGCGACUACGACUAGAAUACAAUUCCGACACGCUGGCGGUCGCAUAAUCCGUCGAUUCUCUAUCACAGACCCCGUCCGCCGUAUCUACGAGUGGCUCAAGGCCGAGCCCCUCGAGGGUAAGGAGGGCGUUCCAUUCGAGCUUAAGGCUAUACCUGGUGGAGACCUAAUUGGGGAGCUCGGGAAGAGCAUCGAGGAGGCGGGGUUGAAACAAGGAACGGUGAUGAUCGAAUUUAUCGAAGAGGACUCGUAGGAGGUUGCAUCACAGGAAAUCAAUUUUGCUGAGGAAGGGGACACCAGGGAUUAGGGGAACAUAGGAAUCGUCUGCAUCUUUAACGGCUCACGGAAUGCGUUAUAGACUUUGUCAUAGGUACAUUUGCAAUGGCUCAGGUUUGCUGUUGCCUUGAUAUUGCGCUAGAGCUGAAUCAAUCCUCGUAAAACUAA
Annulohypoxylon truncatum is the source of this 2200-nucleotide messenger RNA. RefSeq lists its product as uncharacterized. The transcript is spliced from 2 exons. Gene Ontology annotation, biological process: proteasome-mediated ubiquitin-dependent protein catabolic process. Gene Ontology annotation, cellular component: nucleus. Lineage: Eukaryota; Fungi; Ascomycota; Sordariomycetes; Xylariales; Hypoxylaceae. The record is from RefSeq and is a predicted model, not a curated record. Gene Ontology annotation, molecular function: ubiquitin binding. Bases 366 to 2009 code for a protein of 547 amino acids.